GAUUCUUCGCUCUGAUGGGAGAUGGAUCCACGGAUAUAUCUGUGACAGAACAGGAGAAUGUAUAUGUUAGGUAUGUCAAAGAUGGACUUCCAGCGACAGAGUUCAUUGACAUCAUGGCUGUAAAGUCAGCUGAUGCUAAUGGUGUUCUGGCAGCUCUCCUCGAGGCACUACAUCAUGUCGACCUAACAGAUGGAGACAUAAAGAAGAAAAUAAUAGGCUGCACAUUUGAUGGUGCCAGCGUUAACCAAGGUGCCAAGGGAGGAGUUAUUGUGAAGUUGCGGGAAUUGUUGGGGCAUGUGCUCAUUUCGAUUUGGUGUGCUCCACAUAAGCUGGAGCUGUCGCUCCUAGAUGCCACCAAAGCCACUGACUUCAUUGACAUCGUAGAGAAAGGAGUGGACCCCAUCUACAGAUUCUACUAUGGAUCUGGUAAACGUAGGAGGGAGGUGAACGCCAUAUCAGCCGUUAUAGACGAGGAUCCUGUCUAUUUCUCAGCACCCUGUGGCACUAGGUGGAUGGCGUCAAGACUCCGGGCAUACAAGGCUGUAAUAAAAAAUUACAACUCCGUCAUCCUACACAUGGAAGAGGCUUCAAACAGAAAAACAGACGAAGGAGCUAAGUGUGUGGGGUACUUGAAGGUACUGAAGUCUGCAAAGUUUGUUGAUGGGCUCCACUUUAUGGUAGAUGUCUUGGAAGUGUUGGCCAACGUGAGUCUGGCAUUCCAGAGUAAUGAUCUGUUCAUUUAUGAUGUUGAUGUAAAGUUGUGUGAGGCCAGGAUCAAGUUGGAAGGCCUUAAGCAUAAUAGAGGUGAUGUCUACACUGCCUACAUGGCAACCUGCAAGGAUGGCAAGUUUGACAGUAAGAGCAAUGGACACAUCACUUCACUGAAAGGAACAGGUAUUCCAGAAACAGUGAAGAAUUCCUUCUUGGAGAAUUGUGUGAAGUUCCUAGAGAAGAGAUUUUCCUUCCUGAAGGAUACCCCUUUCAGUGAUUUCCAUGUUCUUGACCCCAGGAACGUCCCAAGAUCAGACGCACAACUAGCUACAUAUGGUGAUGUUCAGGUUAUGAACAUGGUGACCCACUUCGAGUCCGUUCUCAGUGAGGAGGAGGUAACCAACAUCCCUAGACAGUGGCCAGCUCUCAAGGCCAGACUGAAGUACAGGCAGAGGCAGCCCGCCAAGGAGGUCAUAAGUGACCUUCUCACUGAGAACCACCCAGAUGUGAAGGACGUCCUGGUUCUGGUGUACAUGAUGGUCACCCUUUCUCCCUCCUCUGCUGCCGUGGAGCGUGGAUUUUCCCUCAUGAACCUCAUAAAAACAUCCAGAAAAUCCCAGAUGACCAAUGAAACUCUGGGGUCACUCAUGAGGGUCAGCCACAUCACCACCACAGUGGCAGAGUUUGACCCAGAGCCAGCCAUCCAGAAAUGGAAAACAUCUGCUAAGACCAAGAGGUAUGUCAAAGCUGCCCCAAAGCCUGCUGCAGUGAACAGCAACUUACCUGUGCCUGUUGCCCCAUAGCUCGGUGUGAGGAGAACCACUGGAGUGCUGCCCCACAGUUCGGGAGACAGCUGCAGUGAACAACCACCCUGAGCCUGAAGCCAUACCUUUCUGCUAGCAUGUCUACUAGUCCCACAGAGGAGAAAACAUUAUAUUGUUAGUACUUAGUUGUUUUAUCUUAUUAUUUUAUAUCUGUCAUUCAUUUGAUGUGCCUUGAUGGUAGAAGUUCAGAAACCAGACACUGUGAACAAUAUGAACAAAUAAACAAUAAAAUGUUUCCUACAGUAACCUAGAUUCUUGUGUGCUUUAUGUUGAUAUGUAAUCAUAUUUAAAAUAGGUGCAGCAAUGCAUGCACAAAGUAUAGAUAUGGACAAGUGAAAAAUGUAUUCGGACAAGUACAUUUCCAAACUCA
Messenger RNA from Gymnodraco acuticeps, 1905 nucleotides. Its product is annotated as zinc finger protein 862-like. Bases 15 to 1514 code for a protein of 499 amino acids. NCBI's taxonomy places the organism in Eukaryota, Metazoa, Chordata, Actinopteri, Perciformes, Bathydraconidae. The record is from RefSeq and is a predicted model, not a curated record. The transcript has 3 exons.